This is a messenger RNA of Engraulis encrasicolus (European anchovy), 1557 nucleotides long. It is a transcript of the gene opn8c, whose product is annotated as opsin 8, group member c. Gene Ontology annotation, molecular function: G protein-coupled photoreceptor activity. The coding region runs from base 157 to 1557 and encodes 466 amino acids. Gene Ontology annotation, biological process: phototransduction; cellular response to light stimulus; G protein-coupled receptor signaling pathway. The record is from RefSeq and is a predicted model, not a curated record. The transcript has 6 exons. NCBI's taxonomy places the organism in Eukaryota, Metazoa, Chordata, Actinopteri, Clupeiformes, Engraulidae. Gene Ontology annotation, cellular component: plasma membrane.
UUGACCAAAGCACGUGGAGUACCACCUGCUGCAACGGAGCGUCGUCCCCCCUCAAAACUCCGAGAGCCGUGAGUGACAGAACCGUCCUCGUACCGACAAUUAAAAUUGAGAGUCUGUCCAAGGUGUUUGGAUGGAUGUGUUGGAUGAACGCGCAGAAUGGCUGGGCUCUCCCACGACAACUGGUCUUUGGUCUGGAUAAGCAACACGUCUGAUUUUCAAUCCAAACUUGCGCCUGCUACUGAUUUCGGAGUGGGGUUUGCCAUCCUAAUUGUCGUGUUGCUCUCGGUGCUGGGUAACGGCCUGGUGCUGGUGACGUCGUACCGCCGCCGCCACCGCAUGCGCGACUCGGAGCUGCUGUGCGUGAACCUGGCGGUGGUGGACUUCCUGGGGUGCGUGUGCCUCUACCCGCUCUCCAUCCUGUCCUCCUUCAGCCACGCCUGGCUGGGCGGCUGGCCCACCUGCAUCUACUACGGCCUGGGAUGCUACAUCUUCGGCCUCUGCGGCAUGUUCACCAUCGCCGCCAUCAGCGUCAUACGAUACGUCAAGACCUGCCACGGCCCGCUCUAUGGUGCCAACAUCCAGGUGCUGUGCGUGUCGUCGUGGCUGCUGGCCACGGCCUGGUCGCUGCUCCCCCUGCUGGGCUGGGGGGAGUAUGUCCCCGAGCCCUACGGCCUGUCCUGCACGGUGGCCUGGCGCCGCUACCACUCCUCGCUCAAGGACGCCACCUACGUGGUGCUCUCCUUCGCCGUCUUCGUCCUGGUGCCCGUGCUCCUCAUCGUGGCCUCGCAGGCCCUGAUCUUGCGCAAGCUGUGCCGCAUCACCUACCGGCUGAGGACGGACGGCGUGAGGACCAACCUCAAGAGGACCGAGAGGAGGCUGUCUGUGAUGUUCUUCUGCAUCAGUCUGGGCUUCGUGGUGGCGUGGUCGCCCUACGCCAUCGUCUCCUUCCUCUUCAUCUUCCACCGGGAGGAGCAGGUCUACAUGCAGCCCGCCGGCUUCGUCUUCCCCGCGCUCUUCGCCAAGAGCUCGCACAUCUACAACCCACUCAUAUACUUCUAUUUCAACAAGGCCUUCCGCCAGGACCUGCGUCUGCUGCUGUCCAGUCUGUUCCCCGGCCUGCUGCCCAACCGCGUGGGGGUGCACGGUGCCCAGCCCACCGCCCAGCUGAACGUGCUGCCGGGCAUCCACAUCCAGCUGCAGGAGGGCAUCCGCAAGGCCUCGGGACAGGGACAAGGGCCGAGGGCUGCUGGCGGGCACAGCAGGGUGGCGCCAUCAGAAAGCGGUGUGGCGGGAAGCGUGGCGGGAGGGGUGCGAGGGAUCAUCAGACUGGUGAAAGUGAGGAGUUCCAACAGCAAGAGCGACAGACGGUCGCGGUCGCUGGCGGCGGCAGCAGCAGGUGACGCUGCUGUUGGCAGAGAGGCGGCAGCCAUUGGCAGCAGCAGUGGCGGCCUGAGCAGCUGCGACGGGCCGUGCCAGUGCUGCAUGCCCAGGGUACGGGUGGCACCGCUCGGGCACCAGCCCCCAGCUGUGCGCGAGUUCCUGCCCAUUUCCACCUGA